AAGUCUCCAACCAAACAAUUCUUUACAAAAUUCUCUUCGCCCCAACACCAAAAGAGACAUGAUCAAUGCUCUCGGCUCCAUGAAUAUCUAUCGAGUGUUGCUGCUCAUUCUUGUCCUAUUGCAAGCCAUGAUGUGCAGUGUCGAGAGUAGUCAGCGGUGCGUUGCAUCAUCCUGUGGUGACAUUCGUAAUAUAAGCUUCCCGUUUCGACUAAAAGGUGACCCGAUAGAAUGUGGCAACUCAAAGUUUGAACUGACUUGUGAAGAUAAUCACACUGUUCUAUACUUUGAUGAUGGCCGAUACUAUGUGGAAUCUAUCAAUUAUACUGCUGGGCAAAUCAAAUUGGUUGAUGACGGGCUGCAAAAGGAUAACUGCUUGUCUCUCCCCCGUCAUUCAUGGGUGCUGUAUAACCUCACCAAUUCAAACAGCCCAUACUGGCAGAUUGACAACAAUUUAUUGGUCAUUACGAACUGCUCAAAGCCGGUUAGUUCUCCAUUCUACAUUGCUAACGGUCCAUGCAUGAAGGGGUCGUACUCUUCUAGCACAUCAUCGAAUUGGAAUUUGUAUGCUUUGGUCAAUCCAAAAGCAUCGUAUAUCAUGGAUUUUUGCACCAUUCACAGUUUGACAUGGGUAGCAUAUAAUUUUGGGAGUGAAGAGCAGAUAAAUAGCAGCUCCUACAACUACAAGCUCAUCCAUAACAUCAUGGCCGAUGGAUUCAGUCUCGAAUUUGAUGUAUCUUCAAGCAAGAAAGUUUUCUUCUGCUUCUUUGAUUUCUUGAGCAUCCACUAUGGUCUCACGGGUUGCAGAUCCACUGACUUCUAUGAUCUCAAGAUUCUUCCAAUUUGGACAGCUUUAGAAUUUACAACAUUAUUAGUGUAUUUCUUUGCAGCUAAAUUCGUAAUUGGGACACCAUUUGUCAUGAUAUUUCUAAUUUACAAGUAUAGAAGAAGGCACUUAGCAAUGGACAAGAACAUCGAAGAAUUUUUGCAAGCUCAUAACAACUUUUUGCCCAUAAGGUACUCUUACUCGAAUAUUAAGAAGAUCACGGGAAAUUUUAAGCAAAAACUAGGUGAAGGGGGAUAUGGCUCUGUGUACAAAGGAACUCUUAGAAGCGGUAGCGUAGUGGCCAUCAAGAUUUUAAAACAGUCUAAGGCCCAUGGCCAAGAUUUUAUCAAUGAAGUGGCCACUAUUGGAAGAAUUCAUCAUGUUAAUGUGGUGCAACUCAUUGGUUUUUGCUUUGAAGGCUCGAAACAGGCUCUCGUGUAUGAUUUCAUGUCAAAUGGAUCCUUGGAUAAGCACAUCUUCAUGGAGAAAUGUGAUAAGUUUCUUGAUUACAUGAAAAUAUAUGAGAUCGCUCUUGGGGUGGCGAGAGGGAUUGAAUACUUACAUCGGGGAUGUGACAUGCAAAUACUACACUUUGAUAUCAAGCCUCAUAACAUUCUUUUAGACAAGAAUUUCACUCCGAAAGUUUCUGACUUUGGACUUGCGAAACUUUAUCCUACGGAUCUUAGCAUAGUUUCAUUGACUGCUGCAAGAGGAACCUUGGGAUAUAUGGCGCCUGAGUUGUUCUACAAAAACAUUGGUGGCGUAUCUUAUAAAGCGGAUGUCUACAGUUUUGGUAUGUUGCUUAUGGAAAUGGCUGGUAGAAGGAAGAAUAUAAAUGCAAAUGUAGAACACUCAAGCCAAAUUUAUUUUCCAUUGUGGGUUUAUGACCAAGUCAAUGAAGGUACAAGUGUUGAAAUGGAAGAAGCUGUAGAAGAGGAAAGGAAGGUGAUAAAAAAGAUGAUAAUAGUUGCCCUUUGGUGCAUACAAUUAAACCCUAACCAUCGCCCUCCAAUGAACAAAGUCCUAGAAAUGCUAGAAGGAGAUAUUGGCAAACUUCAUAUGCCUCCAAAACCGCUUAUUUACCCACCGGAUGUGUCAACUAACAAUGACAAAGCCGAGAUGGAACUAGAAACACUUUCAACUUUACCAAGUGCUUCGGUAAUUUCAGAUAGUUUUCUUUUUAGAGAUAGCAAUGUUGUUUAGAGAACCAUGCACUGUUUGAUUGGAAAAACUUUGUAUAUGUGCCCACAGCCUAGAAUUAUUUUGGGAGGUACUUAAGCUAGUUUAUCUAGACCCUAAUUACUUUAAGAUUGUAUUCUUGUGGCUCUUACAUUAAUGUUGUGUUAUUAUACUUUGUAUA
Messenger RNA from Eucalyptus grandis, 2183 nucleotides. Its product is annotated as rust resistance kinase Lr10-like. Gene Ontology annotation, molecular function: ATP binding; polysaccharide binding; protein kinase activity. Lineage: Eukaryota; Viridiplantae; Streptophyta; Magnoliopsida; Myrtales; Myrtaceae. The coding region runs from base 59 to 2026 and encodes 655 amino acids. Gene Ontology annotation, biological process: protein phosphorylation. The record is from RefSeq and is a predicted model, not a curated record. The transcript has 3 exons.